AUGUUUGUUCCAGACCACAACACUCAUAAACAAUGUAUACUAACUAUCCGUGGCCUUGAAUGUACAAGUUACUUGUACCUCAUAGUGAAAGUUGGAAAGAGUUUUGAGCUGCUGUCUUGUGACCGUCAUAAAAGUUUCAUGAGAAAAUUCAAAAAAGAUCCUGCAAAGUACAGACCAGAUAUAACACACCAGUGUUUACUCAUGUUGUUUGAUAGUCCACUGAAUAGAGCCGGUUUACUCCAAGUUUAUCUACACACAGAAAACAAUGUUUUAAUUCAAAUCAGUCCGCAAACCAGGAUACCAAGAACAUUUGAUCGGUUCUCAGGACUUAUGGUUCAACUGCUACAUAAACUGAGUAUACAUGCCGCUGAUGGACCUCACAAAUUGAUGAAAGUAAUCAAGAAUCCUGUGACUGAUCAUUUACCCACUGGUUGUAAAAAACUCUGUAUGUCAUUCAGUGCUGAUCAAUGUGUGGCUCCUUCUAAGUUGGUGUUACAAGAUAAACCAAUAGUUGUGGUUAUUGGUGCCAUGGCACACGGCAAGAUUGAUGUUGAUUACACGGAAGAGGACAUCUCGAUCAGUAACUAUCCAUUAUCAGCUGCUUUGACAUGUACCAAAAUCUGUACAGCCUUUGAAGAAUCUUGGGGAAUACUCUGACAUGUAUUUGUUACACAUGGUUUUGAAAAUAAACAAUUAUUUGUUAUGCUA
Molecule: messenger RNA, 708 nt
Organism: Saccoglossus kowalevskii
Lineage: Eukaryota; Metazoa; Hemichordata; Enteropneusta; Harrimaniidae
Product: ribosomal RNA small subunit methyltransferase NEP1-like
Biological process (GO): rRNA base methylation
Cellular component (GO): small-subunit processome; nucleus
Molecular function (GO): rRNA binding; rRNA (pseudouridine) methyltransferase activity
Source: RefSeq, a predicted model, not a curated record